This is a messenger RNA of Bombus terrestris (buff-tailed bumblebee), 3247 nucleotides long. RefSeq names its product BTB/POZ domain-containing protein Tiwaz (gene twz). Gene Ontology annotation, molecular function: protein binding. The coding region runs from base 631 to 1590 and encodes 319 amino acids. Gene Ontology annotation, biological process: protein homooligomerization. The transcript has 6 exons. Lineage: Eukaryota; Metazoa; Arthropoda; Insecta; Hymenoptera; Apidae. The record is from RefSeq and is a predicted model, not a curated record.
AGUUUGCGACGUCGUACACGCGCUGAGGACACGCGCGUGUCCUCAGAACGUGUUAGACCCCUUCUUCGGUUGAAGCCUCCGGCGAAGCUCAUCUUGGCACACGUGCAUGCAGCUGGUCACUUGGAGCAGGGUGCCGACGUUGUACACACAAAUGUUACGGAGAACGUCGCACAAAGCGGCCACUACCAUCUUUUCGUAAGAAGAUCUUUCGCUCUUCCUGCAUCGCGGUCUGCUCGGUGCGGUCUGAAUCUACUUCCGCGUGUACACUUGUUUGUCGCUUUCUCGAGUUAAUCUGAUUGUGCGACUGGAUGCACUUGAUAUGGCUGGCGUUUAAAAAAAUAGUCGCCGCAGCAACUAUUGCCGAUUUCGGGAAAAGUCACAUUUUCCUCGAUAGUUUCUGGAUUCGUACGACGAAAAGCCAAUCGGUCGGAAUUUAGAACGAGAGAUAAGCGAGAGCACAGGGUAGGGUGGAAAAGAAGAAGAAAACGCUGAUACCUCGCCGGAGAAAGCUGGCUGAAACGUGUUACCGUUUGUUUAUGUCGAGUUUGGAAUUCGUUUUUUCGAUUUACUACGAGACGGAAAUGUGAGGCCGACGGAAAGGAGGCGAAGGCGGAGCUGGCACAACGCAAUAUGUUCCCUAGCGCUCAAAUUAAAAUGAGUAUCUUUCUCAGAUUGCUGUCGCCAAGCAGUUCGCCGGCCACGUCGCCCACAAUGUCGAAUUCUUCGUCGCCGACACCACCGACACCGGCUGCACCAGCUUAUAACCAGAAGAUGACCGGAAUACCCUGCGUGGCCGCCGCUUCCAGAUACACGGCGCCAGUACACAUCGACGUAGGUGGCACGAUAUACACGUCCUCGCUCGAAACUCUCACCAAGUAUCCCGAGUCAAGACUAGCAAAAUUAUUCAACGGCAGCAUCCCCAUCGUACUGGACUCCCUGAAGCAACAUUACUUCAUCGACAGGGAUGGCGGCAUGUUCAGACAUAUCCUAAAUUUCAUGAGAAACUCCCGUCUACUAAUACCAGACAAUUUCGCCGAUCUGGAUCUGCUUUUAGAAGAAGCACGAUACUUCGAUAUUGCGCCUAUGUGCAGGCAGCUGGAGCAAAUGAAAAAGGAGCGUAUCAAAAACGGUUCCACGACGACCACCACGAUGUCUUCUUCGUCCCCGAGUCCACCGCCAACCAAUCAACUAGGCAACCGUGGCACAGGAUGCACAACGUUACCGUGUAACCGAGACUCUGACAAAAUCCGCGCCAACGAAGGGAAUUGUAACUUCGAGUGCGUCGCCCUUCACGUCAGCCCAGAUCUGGGGGAACGAGUUAUGCUGUCUGGCGGUCGCGCGUUGCUGGACGAGGUGUUUCCGGAAACGACCCAGGCGGUAAUCGACGCUCGAUCUGGCGUUGCUUGGCACCAACAGGACGCUCGUCACGUUAUCAGGUUCCCAUUGAAUGGUUACUGCAAACUGAACUCCGUACAGGCCAUCACCAGGCUUUUGAACGCGGGAUUCCGCGUGGUAGCCAGCAAUGGUGGCGGCGUGGAAGGACAACAAUUCUCGGAGUACCUAUUCGUUCGACAGGCUAUCAACACUUGACGGAACACCGCUCAUCAGCGGAAGACUAGCUCGAGGACGGUUCGUUGCCUUCAACGCGACCAUGAUCCCGAGUGAAACUGUCCAGGAGAACUCUUCAAGACUGCGUCACGAACGAUGAUGAUCCGAUUGUUCUGGCGGACGGAGCACCUUCGUGUCCGAGCUGUUGCGCGAAGAUAAGAUAUCGUAACUGUACGUUGAUUCUUCGUUCGAGAGAAUACGAUGACCGUCGGUGAUGAAACAGUUUGUACUUUCUUGUAAUAUAGCGGUUCCCCAUGUUCUUUGGAUCGACGAAUUUUAAUUCAUUAUUUUAUCCUUAUUAAGGACCAACGUUGAGUUAACGCAACAUUUAUCGAAUUCGUUUAGUAUGUUACUUUUUUCGCCACCAGAUUUUGCAUUUAGAUUCUACGAUUUUAUAAAAUUUAAAGAAAUGUAAGUAUUUAUGAUGAUAAACUAUCAUUGCUUGGUCCUUAAUGAGUUAAAUCGACCGAUCUUGACUCUGACAAAUAGAUAGGCAGCCAUGUAAUCGUAAAUUUCAUUUCCUUUUGCGAUUCUUGUAUUCUGUGAUAUAUAUCGAGUUUCGGGGAUUCCUUUCGUUGAUAGGUUCUUAAUUAUACGAACCACUGCUGUGGUUCUAAUCAUAGCGUUGAAAAAUCUAUUACCUGGGUAGAAAGAGACAAUUAUAUAUGUAUAAUUAGGUUUUGCAGGGUAUGUAUAUUCUUGAUAGAAGGUUUCGAUUUUUGUCCAGAUUUCCAACUACAGUUACGAUAAUGAAUGACAAAUAUAACGAGUAUUUACACUUUUGUAUCGAAUUGAUGAAAUCGAUGUUUAAAUUUAAUUUAAUUACAUGAGGGAGGUCAAAGAAGAACAGUCGUUGUAUUCUUGGAAAUCAUUUGGAAUAAAAUCGAAGUUCAUUUACGCUGAAUUUUAUUCGAUAAUUCCGAACGUUUAAUGAAUCGAGUGCCUUGAGUUACUACGCGUCUUUACGUUACAGAUGUUCGACUCUGCAUAACGUUAAUGAAAUUACGACUGGUGCGGCGUGUAAUUUAUAAUUAUAAAAAUUACCGUUAAAAUCGUUUCAAUUCUUUAGGAAAAUCGGGCUAAGAAAUAUAAUCUUCGCGGUUAUGUAUCGUCGAACGGCAUCAUCACGCACGCUCGUGACCCACUUAUGCAUAUAAGUACGUCGGGUGUGCCGCUUCUUAUUUUGCUCUUAUUUAAUAAGGUGUACCUAUAUGUAUUUAAAUGCCAUAUUAAUUAAUGUAAAUACCGCGAAUAAACGUGUAUCUAUAUCGAUAUAUAAAUAUAUAUAUAAAAACUGCCGACAUCUAGAUGCGGAACAUUCGACAACGAAAUAAUUCGCGUUGAUCUCAUCGACUCAAACUGUGUUUCUAAUUAAAUAAAUCAGACAGAAGCGACCUUCUACCACGAGAGAAACGAACGAAUAAAAUUAACAAAAGGGAAAAAGAAAAGAAAGAAAGUUGUUCGUAUCGUUUCUUUUAAUUCGAAGCUUCGCUAAAGUCUCACGAGUUCUGAUCCGCUUCACCGACAGUCCCGGUUAUUAACGCGUUGAAAGAAGGAGAAUAGUUUCUAAUCUUCGAUAAGACACUUGCUACGAUAACUAUCGUUUCGAUUGAUUUAAUAAAAUGUUUAUUACUUGAAA